This is a messenger RNA of Strongylocentrotus purpuratus (purple sea urchin), 2252 nucleotides long. It is a transcript of the gene ch25h, whose product is annotated as cholesterol 25-hydroxylase-like protein 1, member 2. The transcript has a single exon. Bases 573 to 1445 code for a protein of 290 amino acids. Gene Ontology annotation, molecular function: iron ion binding; C-4 methylsterol oxidase activity; steroid hydroxylase activity. The record is from RefSeq and is a predicted model, not a curated record. NCBI's taxonomy places the organism in Eukaryota, Metazoa, Echinodermata, Echinoidea, Camarodonta, Strongylocentrotidae. Gene Ontology annotation, biological process: sterol biosynthetic process; cholesterol metabolic process.
UGUCUCUGCGUCUGAGUCUGGGCGUGUAGCGGCUAAAACACUCUCGAACGUUUACUUUCAUUAAAUGUGAUUUUUUUGUUCUAGUGGUGAAAGUUCUACAUGUAGCUAGUAAUUUGACAAGGUGAAUUUCAACUUAACGUCGUAAAUAAUAAUUGCACAAUCAUGUUAUUGUGUGCAAGGUAGAGAAUCCUUUCUACACGUUUCUUAAUUGAUCAGUGAGAUAAGGUCAACCAAUUGGAUUGCUGUAAAGUGUCGGUCUGAAACACACGCACACACACACAGGACUUAUUAGAAGGAAAACAUAAUUAUGGAUGUCUAAAUUCGGUCGUUCCGCCGAGGCCGAGUGUCGAUAUAUGAAUCGCCCAGCUUGUAUUCUCUUCAUUUUGUGAAUUAACCUUCAUCAAUCACACUAGCCAUCAAUCUACUUCCAUGUGCACCAUGCUAUCAGUAAAGUAGGCAUCUGCCAUCUAGUAAUAGGCUACUAGACGUCUUCCUACGUAGCCUACGUAGGAUACCAUCUAGAAGUCUUACAACAUUUCAGGAAAUUAAAGGUCAAAUUCACAAACAGAAAGAUGGCUUCGGUAAAGCAAGAUCUGUCUUUCGUCUGGAAUAAUUAUAGCCGUAUACCCAUGGACAUGGCGGGUCUUGAUGGCAGUCGUUCGGCCCUUCAGCCUAUCUGGGACGGGCUUCGUAGCUUUUUUGGUGACGAGGUGCUCUGCUCCCCUGCUUUCCCCGUCGGGAUGGCCAUCGGGUACUACUUCUUUCUCUGCAUGAUCUACAUGUUCCUAGACGUGUAUGGCGUUAAACACUGGGCAUGGCUUCGUAAGUACAAGCUCCACCAGGACAUUCAUAUGACACAACCACAGCUCUACAACACCAUGGUUUUGACUAUGUGGAACCACGCCCUGUACAUCGUACCAGCUGGGGUCCUCCAAUACAUGUACGGGCCACCUUUCCCCCUCAACGAUGAUGCCCCGCUGCUGAUGCAGUUCCUCUGGGACCAGUCGAUCUGUCUCUUCAUCUUUGACCUCAGCUAUGGUAUCCUCCACUACUGGUUCCAUACUAACAGAUGGGCUUACCGGGCCAUUCACUCUGUCCAUCACCAGUACCACUCCCCCUUCUGCUGGGUUACCCAGUACCUCCACCCAAUCGAGCUUAUCUUCGUCGGCGCCACGACUGCCAUCAUCCCCAAGAUCCUUCAAGUCCACACCCUCAGUUACUUCGGCUUCCAAAUGUUCAAUAUCUGGAUCAGCGUUGAGGCCCAUUGCGGCUACGAGUUCCCCUUCUCGCUCUCCCUCGUUAUCCCUUUCGACAUUGUCGCCGGACCUCGUAAGCACGACCUCCACCACAUGAAACCGAUGUCGAACUAUAUGCCGCAUCUGACGUGGCUCGACAAGUUGAUGGGAUGGGAGUUCAAUGGAUACGACACAAAGAAGAAGAAGUAGACGACAAUGGAAUAAUGGUAUUUGACUAUUCCAAUAAUAAUUAUAGAAUUCAUUGUAUAUAUAUAAUUUGUUUUGUUUUUCUUUUCUUUACAUACCAAGUAUACUUCCAUCCUCACACAAUGUACUGAUUUCACAAAUGCACGAUAAAGUGCAACUUGGAAAAGCAACUUUAAAAAAAAAAAAAAAAGAAUUCCGUUUGAAGACAAAUAAAGCGAGCUACGAGAUGAACAAUUAAAUAAAUUAUUAUUCAAAUGUAUAAUAUAUGUUAAACAGUUAUUGGCUGAUCCGGCUCGUUCACCCUCAACGAGUUCUUGUUGUUUUAUUUUAGUAUAAAGGAAAGCAAGGGAUAUACGCAAGAGAUUUUUUUUUUUUUUUUAUCCUAAUUUUAUUUUUACAUUUUUAUAUAAAAUAGGGCUUAUCGAACUGUAUAUAAAAUUAUGACCAAGAUCAAAUACCGAUUGUAGUAGAAAAACAAGUAUACAUAAUUCUCCAUGUUUAUUUUCCCCCUCUUUUAUGAUUUUAUAUAGUAAAUAACAUUACUAUGUUACUUUUCGUUGCAAUUUCUUUGUAUUUGUUUGGAUUCUAUAUUUUUGUAUAUAAUCAGUUUCAAUAUGAUUUUCCAGCUUGAGAAGGUGAUUCAUAACAUGAACCCAAUCAUAUAUGUGAUUUGUAAUAUUGUCAACGUGUUAUGCUCUAGAAGGAUUUUAAUUUUGCAUUUGCUUUUAAUCAUUAAAAGAAAUUCUUUUCAAAAAUGCCCAAUACAAAUUCGAAUUUAAUGUUCGUAUAUAUAUCAAAAUGACGCUGAUG